AUGAUUGUAACCCAAACUAACCUCUACGCAUCACAAUGCAAUGACCAAAAUUGUGAACAGGUGUCAGCAACAGAGAUCAAAGCUUUACUGGGCAUGAUAAUUCAAAUGGGCAUUCACAAAUUACCCUGUAUAGAAGAUUAUUGGUCCAGUGUCCCAUUACUGCAUUUUGUUGAAAUUGCUGAGACAAUGACAUUGAAGCGAUUUCAAAAACUUAUGAAAUAUUUACAUCUCAAUGACAAUGCCAAUAUGCCUAACAGGAACGAUGAUAACUACGACAAACUGUAUAAAAUAAGGCCGCUGCUAGAUUACAUCAACGUAAAAUAUCAGACAAAUGCCAAAAACACACAUUCUCAGUCAAUCGAUGAGUGUAUGAUAAAGUUCAAGGGGCGAUCUACUCUAAAGCAAUACAUGCCCACGAAGCCCAUAAAACGUGGCUUCAAGGUUUGGGCUAGAGCUGUCAGCCACUCAGGAUACUUGUAUCAGUUUCAAGUGUAUGCUGGAAAGACCGAAAACGUUGAAACAGGAUUAGGCAGUAAUGUUGUCAUGACAUUAUGCCAGUCACUCAUAAAUGAAACCUAUAUGGGUCAUGUAGCAUUUGAUAACUUUUUUUAUAGUCCAGCUUUACUACAAACGUUAUACAAUAAUGGUAUAUAUGCAACUGCUACAGUCAGAAAUGACCUCCAAGAUAUGCCACUAAUUGUAAAAAGCCUAAAGCGAAUGGUAAUAAAGAAAUUGAUGAAAAGAUAG
Messenger RNA from Parnassius apollo (apollo), 747 nucleotides. Lineage: Eukaryota; Metazoa; Arthropoda; Insecta; Lepidoptera; Papilionidae. The record is from the annotation of a GenBank genome assembly.